GCGGGCUCCGCGGGCGCAGCCGGGCCGAAGCGGGGCCGCCGGGAUGCUCAGGGCUCCGGAGCCGCGGCCCGGGGAGGCGAAAGCGGAGGGGGCGGCGCCGCCGACCCCGUCCAAGCCGCUCACGUCCUUCCUCAUCCAGGACAUCCUGCGGGACAGCGCGCAGCGCCGAGGCGGCCACACGAGCAGCCCGAGACAGCGCGACCCGGAGCCUGAGCCAGAGGUAGGACGCGGCCGCGCCAGGGCGCAGAACGACCAGCUGAGCCCCGGGUCCCGCGCCGCGCCGGAGGAGGCCGAGACGCUGGCGGAGACCGAGCCAGAAAGGCACUUGGGGUCUUAUCUGUUGGACUGUGAAAACACUUCAGGCGCCCUUCCAAGGCUUCCCCAAACCCCUAAGCAGCCGCAGAAGCGCUCCCGAGCUGCCUUCUCCCACACUCAGGUGAUCGAGUUGGAGAGGAAGUUCAGCCAUCAGAAGUACCUGUCGGCCCCUGAACGGGCCCACCUGGCGAAGAACCUCAAGCUCACGGAGACCCAAGUGAAGAUAUGGUUCCAGAACAGACGCUAUAAGACUAAGCGAAAGCAGCUCUCCUCGGAGCUGGGAGACUUGGAGAAGCACUCCUCUUUGCCGGCCCUGAAAGAGGAGGCCUUCUCCCGGGCCUCCCUGGUCUCUGUGUAUAACAGCUAUCCUUACUACCCAUACCUGUACUGCGUGGGCAGCUGGAGCCCAGCUUUUUGGUAAUGCCAGCUCAGGUGACAACCAUGUAUGAUCAAAAACUGCCUUCCCCAGGGUGUCUCUAUGAAAAGCACAAGGGGCCGAGGUCAGGGAGCAAGAGGUGUGCACACCAAAGCUAUUGGAGAUUUGCGUGGAAAUCUCAGAUUCUUCACUGGUGAGACAAUGAAACAACAGAGACAGUGAAGGUUUUAAUAUCUAAGUCCUUCCCCCAGUGCAUACUGUAGGUCAUUUUUUUGCUUCUGGCUACCUGUUUGAAGGGGAGAAAGGGAAAAUCAAGUGCUAUUUCCAGCACUUUGUAUGAUUUUGGAUGAGCUGUACACCUGAGGAUUCUGUUCUGCAACUCCAUCCUCCUGUGUCACUGAAUAACAACUCUGAAAGAGCAAACCUAAUGGGAGAAAGGACAACCAGGAUGAGGAUGUCACCAACUGAAUUAACCUUAAGUCCAGAAGCCUCCUGUUGGUCUUGGAAUAUGGCCAAGGCUCUCUCUGUCCCUGUAAAAGAGAGGGGCAAAUAGAGAGUCUCCAAGAGAACGCCCUCAUGCUCAGCACACAUUUGCAUGGGAGGGGGAGAUGGGUGGGAGGAGAUGAAAAUAUCAGCUUCUUCUUCUUCCUUUUUAUUCCUUUUAAAAUGGUAUGCCAACUUAAGUAUUUACAGGGUGGCCCAAAUAGAACAAGAUGCACUCGCUGUGAUUUUAAGACAAGCUGUAUAAACAGAACUCCACUGCCAGAGGUGGGGCUGGGCCAGGAGAAUCUCCGCUUGUCCAAGACAGGGGCCUAAGGAGGGUCUCCACACUGCUGCUAGGGGCUGUUGCGUUUUUUUUUUAUUAGCAGAAAGUGGAAAGGCCUCUUCUCAACUUUUUUCCCUUGGGCUGGAGAAUUUAGAAUCAGAAGUUUCCUGGAGUUUUCAGGCUAUCAUAUAUACUGUAUCCUGAGAGGCAACAUAAUUCUUCCUUCCCUCCUUUUAAAAUUUUUUGUUCCUUUUUGCAGCAAUUACUCAAGGGCUUCAUUUUAGUCCCGAUUUUUAGUCUGGCUGCACCUAACUUAUGCCUCGCUUAUUUAGCCCAAGAUCUGUUCUUUUUUUUUUUUUUUUUUUCCUCUCCCCAAAGCUUUAUCUGUCUUGACUUUUUAAAAAAGUUUGGGGGCAGAUUCUGAAUUGGCUAAAAGACAUGCAUUUUUAAAACUAGCAACUCUUAUUUCUUUCAUUUAAAAAUAUAUAGCAUUAAAUCCCAAAUCCUAUUUAAAGACCUGACAGCUUGAGAAGGUCACUGCUGCAUUUAUAGGACCUUCUGGUGGUUCUGCUGUUACGUUUGUAGUCUGACAAUCCUUGAGAAUCUUUGCAUGCAGAGGAGGUAAGAGGUAUUGGGUUUUCAUAGAGAAGGAAGAACACAGUGCAGAAUGAAGGGCCGGGUUUACUGAGCUGUCCAGUGGAGGGCUCAUGGGCGGGACAUGGAAAAAAGGCAGCCUAGGCCCUGGGGAGCCCAGUCCACUGAGCAAGCAAGGGACUGAGUGAGCCUUUUGCAGGAAAAGGCUAAGAAAAAGGAAACCCAUUUUAAAACCCAACAAGAAACUGUCCAAACGCUUUGGGAACUGUGUUUAUUGCCUACAAUGGGUCCCCAAAAUGGGUAACCUAGACUUCGGAGAGAAUGAGCAGAGAGCAAAGGAGAAAUCUGGCUGUCCUUCCAUUUUCAUUCCAUUAUCUCACGUGACCUGGUAGAGGGGAGACGUUAGAAAAAAAAUGAAACAAUAAAACAAUUACUAAUGAGGUACACUGAGGCCUGGGAGUCUCUUGAUUCCACUACUUAAUUCCGUUUAGUGAGAAACCUUUCAAUUUUCUUUUAUUAAAAGGGCCAAUUUACUGUUGGUGGCAAAAUUGCCAACAUAAGUUGAUAGAAAGUUGGCCAAUUUCCCCCAUUUUCUGUGGUCUGGGCUCCACAUUGAAAUGUUCAAUGCCACGUGCUGCUGACAUUGAACCGGAGCACUAGCCAGCACAAAAGGCAGGGUAGCCUGAAUUGCUUUCUGCUCUUUACAUUUCUUUUAAAAUAAGCAUUUAGUGCUCAGUCCCUACUGAGUACUCUUUCUCUCCCCUCCUCUGAAUUUAAUUCUUUCAACUUGCAAUUUGCAAGGAUUACACAUUUCACUGUGAUGUAUAUUGUGUUGCAAAAAAAAGUGUCUUGGUUUAAAAUUAUUUGGCUUGUGAAUCCAUCUUGCUUUUUCCCCACUGGAACUAGUCAUUAACCCAUCUCUGAACUAGUAGAAAAACAUUUGAAAAGCUAGUCUAUCAGCAUCUGACAGGUGAACCGGAUGGUUAUCAGAACCAUUUCACCCAGACAGCCUGUUUCUAUCCUGUUUAAUAAAUUAGUUUGAGUUCUCUACAUGCAUAACAAACCCUGCUCCAAUCUGUAACAUAAAAGUCUGUCACUUGAAGUUUAGUCAGCACCCCCACCAAACUUUAUUUUUCUAUGUGUUUUUUUGCAACAUAUGAGUGUUUUGAAAAUAAAGUACCUAUGUCUUUAUUAGAU
Molecule: messenger RNA, 3248 nt
Organism: Nomascus leucogenys (northern white-cheeked gibbon)
Lineage: Eukaryota; Metazoa; Chordata; Mammalia; Primates; Hylobatidae
Gene: NKX3-1
Product: NK3 homeobox 1
Biological process (GO): cell differentiation; regulation of transcription by RNA polymerase II
Cellular component (GO): nucleus
Molecular function (GO): DNA-binding transcription factor activity, RNA polymerase II-specific; RNA polymerase II cis-regulatory region sequence-specific DNA binding
Source: RefSeq, a predicted model, not a curated record